Maniola jurtina (meadow brown) is the source of this 1519-nucleotide messenger RNA. It is a transcript of the gene TAR2, whose product is annotated as octopamine receptor 1-like. The transcript is spliced from 5 exons. NCBI's taxonomy places the organism in Eukaryota, Metazoa, Arthropoda, Insecta, Lepidoptera, Nymphalidae. The coding region runs from base 24 to 1472 and encodes 482 amino acids. Gene Ontology annotation, biological process: adenylate cyclase-activating adrenergic receptor signaling pathway. The record is from RefSeq and is a predicted model, not a curated record. Gene Ontology annotation, cellular component: membrane. Gene Ontology annotation, molecular function: G protein-coupled receptor activity.
GAUUCAAAGAACAGCGUGAUUCCAUGAUUGCGGUAUCUGAUUUUGAACUCAUUGGGAACAUAUUAAAAUGGAACACAACCGCAGGAAUAGAAACAGAACUAGUUAUAGAAAACAUAAAAGAAAAAGGGUUCAAUGCAAGCGAAAACAUUUAUCAUAUAAUAAGAACUGUAGAUGAAAAAGUUCCGAAGAUAUUCUGUAACGAUUCUAAUAACAGUGACAAAGGUAUUAAUAAUGUUACAGAUUUCAGUGAUGUUUGUGAUACGGGUGAUUACGACGUGUUUGAAGUGACAGUGGUAACUAUACUAUGUCUUCUUAUAGUUGUGACAGUAAUAGGCAAUACUUUGAUAAUAUCUGCGGUAGUGACGACGAAGAGACUAAGAACGGUUACCAAUUGCUUUGUAACCAGUUUGGCAGCGGCAGAUCUACUUGUUGGCAUAUUCGUUAUGCCACCGGCUAUCGCUGUUCAUAUAAGUGGCAAAUGGGAGCUCGGCUGGAUUCUGUGUGACAUCUGGAUCAGCCUGGACAUCCUCCUCUGUACCGCUUCCAUCCUCUCCCUCUGCGCUAUAAGCGUGGAUAGGUACCUCGCGGUCACUAGGCCUCUGACGUACUCCAGAAGAAGAAGAUCCAAGAAGCUGGCGUUGACCAUGAUCUUCUUUGUCUGGAUUUCCGCUGGGACUAUUACCUGUCCCCCUAUGUUUGGAUGGUAUGAACCAGAUCACAACCAAGGUGGAGUCUGUCGCUACAACCAGAACCCUGGCUAUGUGGUGUUCUCUGCCAUGGGCUCCUUCUUUCUGCCCAUGAUCGUGAUGGUCUACGUCUAUGCCAGGAUAUCCUGUGUGGUAGCAAGGAGGCAUCAACAGCUUUCAAGUACUUCUUCUAAAUGUGGCAAGAAAUCCAACCUAUCCUGCAUCCGUUCUGAAUCAGACUCAGGGUCGGACAAACUGUCGUUGAGACAGAACGCCUGUAAGCAACCAUCCAAAACAUCAACCGCUUUCAGUGAAACCUCACUACAGAGUGAGCAGAGAUGUCCAUGUUGCUUUCGAAGCGAAAAACGACGCCAGCCGAAGUAUAGGUCCAACCAAGAAAAGGAAUCUCGCCUCUACGAUGUCGCAUACAAAUCCAACUUCAAAUACAAAGGGACUACCCACAUUCGGCACAGAACCUAUUCAUCCAAGGAACAUAUGGAAAACCGGGUAUCUUCUUUAAGAAGAGAAACCAAGACAGCUCAAACUUUGAGCCUAGUUGUUGGAGGUUUCAUAGCUUGUUGGUUACCUUUCUUCCUAUACUACUUACUAACUCCCUUUAUACCAACUGAUUACGUAAAUUCGGUUUUAAUGUAUAUCUUGACUUGGUUGGGUUGGUUCAAUUCGGCAAUAAACCCUUUUAUUUACGCAUUCUAUUCGCCCGAUUUUAGGAUGGCGUUUUGGAGGCUCACUAUUAAGAAAUGUAAGCGAAGUAAGCGCAAGAAUUAAUUCAAGUUGUUAAGUUCCAAGACUAAAUAACCCGUGUAACUUUAAAA